This is a messenger RNA of Gadus morhua (Atlantic cod), 1112 nucleotides long. RefSeq lists its product as uncharacterized. The transcript is spliced from 5 exons. NCBI's taxonomy places the organism in Eukaryota, Metazoa, Chordata, Actinopteri, Gadiformes, Gadidae. The record is from RefSeq and is a predicted model, not a curated record. The coding region runs from base 63 to 1112 and encodes 349 amino acids.
UGUGUGUGUGUGUGUGUGUCAAUAUGUGAUGCUCACCUAGUCCUCUUAUUUUGAGUAAUGAAAUGCAGCCCUUUUUUCAGGAAUGUAUGGACAAACUGAACCUCAGGAACUUGGUGUCUAUUUCAAUGGAUGGGCCCAAUGUGAAUUGGAAACUCUUCGACCUUUUCCAGAAAGAUCAAGCUGAGCAGUACGGAGGUCUUCAGCUCGUUUGUGUGGGAAGCUGUGGCCUACACACGCUACACAACUCCUUCAAGUGUGGGUUCACUGUAUGGCAGCUGGACAAAUUGCUGAGAGCAAUGCACACAUUGUUUCACAAUACGCCUGCCAGGAGAGAGGAUUACAUCACCGUAACCAAGUCCAGUGUGUUCCCUCUAUCUUUCUGUGCCCAUCGUUGGGUAGAAAACCUUCCGGUUGUGGAGAGAGCCCUGGCAGUCUGGCCAUCACUUCUCCUGUACAUGGAAGCUGUGAAAACAAAGAGACUCCCGAACCCUGGAACAGCAUCAUAUGACACACUUGCAGCAGCCAUAAAGGAUCCACUCGUCUUGGCCAAAUUGCAGUUCUACGCAGCAAUUGCCAGGACCUUCAAUCCCUUCCUGAAAAAAUAUCAGACGGAUGAGCCUGUGCUCCCAUUCCUCCCCAAGGACCUGACCGAGUUGAUGAUGAGUCUACUCAGACGCUUCAUAAAAAGAGAAGUACUACACGAUAUCACUGCCCUGCAGCUGACCAAACUGGAUGUCACAGACAAGACCAUCUGGCUCAGCCCACAAGACAUCAGCAUUGGUCUAGGUGCAGAGUCAGUCCUUAAGAGAAUCAAAGGUGCAGAACUCAGGGUGCUCGAGUUCAAGAGAGAGUGCAUGCAGGGACUGAGUAACAUGAUCAAGAAAGUGCAGGACAAGAGCCCCCUCAAGUAUCUGACUGUUAGGCAGAUGGUGUGCCUGGAUCCGUCAGUAAUGUAUAGAGAACCAGAUAGAGGCAGGAAUCGCAUGAAAGGGCUGGUUCAAAGGUUUCUCCAGGACAAACAGCUUACUGAUACUUCUUUGGGUAAGAAUAAGGCAAAUUAUAGGCUACACAUGAAUUUAUCCUCAAUCUACUUUGCUGGUAAUGCCCAAUGA